UAUGAUUUGAAGGUCAAGUAAUAAACUAGAUAAUUAAGUUGUAUCUAUUAUGUUCUUUUUUAAAACUACAAAUCUAACCAGAAGAGCUUGAGGAAUGGAAUGCAAUACUCUACUUUGAAUUAUAGCGGACACGUUUGAGUGUAAUUACGUUUCACCUAACCCAGUGAAAAAUGGGUUUUGGCUGGAGUAAAAAUAAUAAAAAUAUUUUACAAGAUGAAGAAGGAAGACCAUUUGGAAAAGAAGCGGAGUUCACAAUAAAUGGAAAGACGCAAUCAGUUUCAGGACAAGAUAUACUACCGACCAUGCCCUUAGUUAACUUUAUCCGAGAAAGGACAAACUUGAUGGGGACGAAGUUCAUGUGCAGGGAAGGAGUAUGUGGAGCGUGUAUCGUUUCUGUAACAUCAAUUCAUCCAGCCACUGGAAAGCCAAACACAUUUGCCGUGAAUUCUUGCCUUAUACCAGUAUUAGCCUGUCAUGGUUGGUCCAUUUCAACUGUGGAAGAUCUAGGAUCACGGACAUUAGGCUAUCACAAGAUUAUUAAAAGAUUAGCUGCAGCCAAUGGAUCACAAUGCGGCUACUGCAGUCCAGGGAUGGUCAUGAAUAUGUAUAGUCUUUUAGAAAAAAAUCCUAAAAUGACAAUGAAGGAUGUUGAAAAUUCUUUUGGUGGAAAUAUCUGUCGAUGUACUGGCUAUCGACCAAUCUUGGAUGCAUUUAAAUCAUUUACAUCUGAUUGUUCAGCUUCACUGCAAACUAAAUUAGCAGACAUGGAAGAUCUUAUGGAUGAAUCCAAGUAUUGCUCUAAAGAAAAAUAUCAUGCUAACAAAAGAACACCAAAACCUUAUGUUAAUCGCUUGCAGUUCGACCUUAAAGAAGGAGGUACUUUCUGGUUCAGACCUGAUCAAUUAAAAGAGGUUUUCCAAAUACUAGACAUGAUUGGUAUUAAACACUAUAGAUUCAUUUCUGGCAACACUGGACAAGGUAUUUACCAUAUACGCAUUGAACCAGAGGUAUACAUUGACUUAAAUGCAGUACCAGAGCUUCAUGCAGUGAGUACUACUCCAGAGGGCAUCUCAAUGGGAGCCAGUGUCAACCUGACCGAAGCCAUGGAAUUCUUUUACAAAAUGGCUUAUGAACAACCAGCAAAGUUUGAAUAUUUAAAGGCUCUGGCGGAUCAUUUUGAUAUGAUUGCCAAUAUACCAGUUAGAAAUACUGGAACCUUAGGAGGAAAUUUAUACAUGAAGCAUAGUAAUCAUGAUUUUUCAUCUGAUAUAUUCAUUCUUCUGGAAAUGGUCAAUGCUGAGCUUGUAAUAGCUGAUUUUUAUGGAGAAAAAAUAACUGUUGGACUACUAGAUUUCCUCAAAACAGAUAUGAAUAGAAAAAUAAUUAUUACAAUAUUACUUCCGAAUUUGGAUAACAGGACAUAUUACGUUCGUACAUUCAAGAUAAUGCCUAGAGCUCAAAGUGCCCAUAAUUAUGUAAAUGCUGGUUUCAUGUGUAAGAUGGAUAAGAAAAGUUAUAAUAUUCUUGAGAAACCCAAUCUCGUAUUUGGUGGAAUUAAACCAGAUUUUAUACAUGCCAAGAAUACUGAAGAGUAUCUGACAGGUAAAACGCUGAUUGAUCCAAAUGUUCUGAAAGAAGCACUGAAUAUCCUAGAGUUAGAACUGGAGCCAGAUCAUAUCUUGCCUGAUGCAAGUCCUGAGUAUCGAAAAGGUCUAGCCCUCUCUUUGUUCUAUAAGUUUGUGUUGUCUGUGGCACCAGAUAAAGUAAAAAAAGAUUACCAAAGUGGUGGUCCACUAUUGGAGAGACCUGUUAGUCAGUCUAAACAAACUUUUGACACUGAAUCUUCUGUAUGGCCCCUAAGCAGACCCGUUCCAAAAAUAGAAUCUAUCAUACAGUGUUCAGGAGAAGCUCGGUAUGCUAACGACUUGCCGAACAUCCCUGGACAACUCUGGGCACAGUUGAUUUUGGCUGACAGAGGUGGGGCAGUUAUCAUUAAAGUAGACACAGAAGAAGCAUUAAAAAUAGAAGGAGUUGUCGCUUUUUACAAAGCUGAAGAUAUUCCAGGAGUAAAUGAUUACUAUCCAGCUACUAUGAUAUUAGUAAAAGAUGAUAGAGAAUUGAUAUUUGCGGAAGGAAGGGCCAAUUAUGCUGGAGAACCAAUCGGCGUUAUCAUCGCUGAAUCUGAGGAUUUAGCUAUGAAGGCUGCAAGUAAGAUCAAAAUUGAGUAUCUUUACCAACGAAAAGUUAACAUAGACCUACGUCAAAUUAUUAAGGGGCCUGACAAAAAAAGAACAGUAGAAUUCCCGAAGCCACUAGAACCUAAAAGACGUGGAACUGAAAUUAGUCAUGAAAUCAAAGAUACUUGGGAAAUGAAAUCCCAAUAUCAUUAUGCAUUGGAGUCCCUCACUUGUGUUGCCAUUCCAAAAGAAAAUGAGUUGGAUUUGUACCCGGCGACUCAAUGGCCAGCAGCUCUUCUUGAAGUCAUCAGCAAUGUUCUAAAAUUGCCUCAAAGCAACAUCAAUAUUUAUGUAAGGCACCUAGGAGGAGGUAAUGGUAUGAAAAUUAUUAAAUCCUUCCAUGCAGCAGCCGUAACAGCAUUAGCUGCACAUCUUUCAAAUAGACCAGUCCGUUUGGUAGUCCAAAUGCAUAAUAGUAUGGAUUUCAUUGGCAAACGAUUCCCAAUUGCUAAUGACUAUGAUGUUGGAGUUGAUGAUAAUGGAACCAUUCAAUACCUAAAAUCUGAGAUCUAUCAGGACACAGGAUAUGUAGACAAUGACUCGGUCCUGUCCUUCACCAUUGAACAUGUAAAGAAUUGCUAUGACAGUUCGGCCUGGGGUAUUAAAUGUUUUUCAGUUAAAACAGACACUGCUAGCAAUACAUAUUGUAGAAGCCCUGCUGUAACAGAGGGAGUCUGCAUUAUAGAGAAUAUUAUGGAGCACAUAGCAGAUAAAGUAGGAAAAGAUCCAAUAGAUGUUAGGAUUGCAAACAUGCCAACAGAAGAAAACCCUUUUCCAGCUCUAAUAGAAGAGUUUUUGAAAUUGUCCGAUUACAGAAAAAGAGAGAAAGACAUAGAAGAAUUCAACAAGGUUAAUAGAUGGAAGAAACGUGGAAUCGCUUUGGUACCUAUGACAUAUCCCCUUGAAUAUUUUGGUAACUUCCAUGGAAUUGUUUCAAUUUUUGCAUCUGAUGGUACAGUGUCCAUAACUCACGCAGCUAUAGAAAUGGGACAAGGGAUCAACACAAAGGUUGUUCAAGUGGCUGCUCACGUCCUUGGUAUAGAUACAUGGUAUAUUAGAGUUAAACCAACAAAUACCAACCUAACACCCAAUGCUUUUUCAACUGGUGGCAAUGUAGGAUGUGAAAGUGUUUGUUUCGCUGUAAAAAUGGCUUGUGAUGAACUGAAUAAAAGAUUACAGCCAGUGAAGGUGGAACUUGGUAACAGAGCGUCUUGGGUAGAUAUCUGUCGUAAAGCUUUAACUUUAGAUAUCAACUUAACUGCAUCACAUAUGGCAACUUCAGCUGAUUUGAAACCCUAUGAUAUUAAUGGAAUUACUGCACUUGAAGUAGAAGUGGAUAUAUUAACAGGUCAACAUCAAACAUUAAGAGUGGAUUUGCUAGAGGAAGCUGGGAUUUCGAUAAGCCCUGACAUAGAUAUUGGGCAGAUAGAAGGGGCAUUCGUUAUGGGCAUGGGUUAUUAUACCUGUGAAGAAUUGAAAUAUUCAAAAGUAGGAAAACUUCUUACCAACAGGUCUUGGCAUUAUGUACCUCCAGGUGCUAAGGACAUACCAAUUGACUUCAGAAUCACAUUGAAAAAAAAUUCAGCCAAUCCCCUUGGUGUUUUUAAAUCUAGAGCACGGAAAAAAGCUGCCACCCCUGCUCCCGAAACGGAAGAACCUCUUAUUAAGGAGACCACAAGUACCCAAUUUUUACCCACUAGUGAUCCUUCUCUCUGUAUGAGCUGUGCCAUUUUAUUUGCUAUUCGAAAUGCCCUUAAAUCAGCAAGAAAAGAUGCUGGUGCAGAGGAAACUUGGUUUAAAAUAGAACCUCCCUACACUGUUGAAAAAAUCUGGCUUGGAGCACUAAAUACAACGGAGAUGUUCAAAAUUUAAUUUUGUAUCUACUGUGGAUAUAUUAAAGAAAAUAUAUGCAAAUAAAAGAAUAAAAUUGUUUUUGUGUUAAUC
Messenger RNA from Nezara viridula (southern green stink bug), 4181 nucleotides. Lineage: Eukaryota; Metazoa; Arthropoda; Insecta; Hemiptera; Pentatomidae. The record is from the annotation of a GenBank genome assembly.